Messenger RNA from Phymastichus coffea, 2662 nucleotides. RefSeq names its product dihydrolipoyllysine-residue acetyltransferase component of pyruvate dehydrogenase complex, mitochondrial-like. The coding region runs from base 231 to 2045 and encodes 604 amino acids. The transcript has 11 exons. The record is from RefSeq and is a predicted model, not a curated record. NCBI's taxonomy places the organism in Eukaryota, Metazoa, Arthropoda, Insecta, Hymenoptera, Eulophidae. Gene Ontology annotation, molecular function: acyltransferase activity. Gene Ontology annotation, biological process: pyruvate decarboxylation to acetyl-CoA. Gene Ontology annotation, cellular component: mitochondrion; pyruvate dehydrogenase complex.
UUAUGUGCGAAGCAAAUCUACAAAACGUUGAAAGAGCAGAAAGAAAAAGAAGAGGUCGCUUGAUAGUUUAAUUUAGUUUAGAUUACUAGAUAGCGGCUCGCGUGAUGAGUCUCGGCACAUGCGCGAAUGCAUAGAGAAUCGUCUGCUGCACAAGUGCCUCGUCGUCUGAUUUUUCCCUCCGAGCUGAAGCUGGGCUUUCGUCCUUCGCGUACAUCGCCGAUGUCUGAAAAAUGGCGAACAUGAUGAAAUGCGGGAUCAAGCUUUUUACUGUAAAACACGCUAAACGUGUAGUGCCACGCGUUUUUCUGCCCGCAAGGUAUCAGCGACAAUGUUUUCACACCAGCUGGAUCCUCGAUGUAAAAGGGAAAGAGCUGCUGAUGCCAUCUCUUUCACCUACUAUGGAAAAUGGAACAAUUGUAAAGUGGUUAAAGAAAGAAGGUGAUCCUAUAGCUCCUGGAGAUGCAAUUGCAGAUAUUCAAACCGACAAAGCUGUCAUGACUUUGGAAUUCGACGAUGAAAGUGUACUUGCAAAAAUUAUUGUGGCUGAAGGAAAAAGUGUCAAAGUUGGAGAGCUUAUUGCACUCACAGUUGAAACUGAUGAAGAUUGGAAGUCAGUUGAAAUGCCUUCUGAAGCUUCUGCAGCAGCUGCUGGUGCACCAGCAGCAUCUUCACCUCCAUCUGCAGCAGCUACAGCUGGACCACCUGAAGCACCACCACCUGGACAAACAAAUGUAUCAAUGCCAUCUUUGUCUCCAACAAUGACAACUGGAACAAUUGUCAAAUGGCUGAAAAAAGAAGGUGACAGCAUUGAAGCUGGUGAUGCUAUUGCAGAUAUUCAAACAGAUAAAGCUGUCAUGACUUUUGAAAUGGAAGAGGAGGCAGUAUUUGCUAAAAUUUUAGCUCCUGAAGGAUCACAAGCCGAAGUUGGAGAUCUUAUUGCCAUCAUUGUAGAAAAGGAUUUUGAUCUUUCUAAAAUAGUUGUUCCUUCAUCGUUGAAACAAGGAUCUGGUGCCCCUACUACUACUGAUGCUGAAUCUCCAGCAGCAGCAGUUGCAGCUGCUCCAGCAGCAAGUGCAACAAAAAAAGAUCAACCACCACCAAGUGGACAGGUAUAUGGAUUAGCAGUAAAAAGAUUACUUGAAGAAUAUGGUUUGAGCUCUGGUUCUGUCCAGGGAACUGGUCGUCCUAAUCGUCUGUUAAAAGAAGAUGUUCUAGCUUACAUCAAAUCAAAUAACGUUCAAAAAGUUGGACCUAAGAGUCUAUCCGCUCCAUCUGAAGCAGCACCAACAUCUGCUGCAAAAGGUUCUACAGCUGGACCUAAACCAAGGUGGUCAGGGGGUCCUUCGACAUUCACAGAUGGUCCUGUAUCGAACAUUCGAGCUGUUAUCGCUAAAAGACUUGGUGAAUCCAAGAGUGGUAUUCCUCAUUCCUAUGCCAGUAUCGAUAUCAAUAUUGACAAACUUAAUGAAGUGCGUAGUAAAUUACGUAUGGAAAAUGUAAAAGUAUCGGUAAACGACUUCAUUACAAAAGCUGCAGCACAUGCUCUUCUAGAAUGUCCAGAUGUUAAUACAUUGUAUCAAAAUGGGCAGGUGAUACCGCAACAAAAAGUGGAUAUCUCUGUUGCUGUGUCAACGCCAACGGGUCUCAUUACGCCAAUUGUUUUCAAUGCAGCAUUUAAAGGAUUAGCUGAUAUUUCCAAUGACGUUAAAGCACUAGCUGGUAAAGCGAGAGAAGGAAAAUUACAACCACAAGAAUUUCAAGGAGGAACAUUCACAAUUUCAAAUCUCGGAAUGUUUGGUAUCAGAGAUUUUUGUGCCAUCAUUAAUCCACCUCAGACCGCAAUUCUCGCUGUUGGAACCGGUCGUGAAAUUCUCGAUGUUUCGUUGAAGAAGUCUACCGUCAUGACUGUAACGUUAUCAUAUGACAGGAGAGCAAUUGAUGAAGAUCAAGCUGCUGAUUUUCUUGCGGUGCUACAAGCUAUGUUGCAAGAUCCAACUUUCCUUACUAUAGGAAGGUCUCAGACACUUAGACAUCGACGCGAAUGAAUCACCAUUUGGCGAAUCGAACGACGGAAACAAUGUCUAAACUGCCUCGAAAUACAAUCGACUGUACAGAAUUCAUGAAACUUAUUUAGAAAAUGUCACAACGAUGGUGUAUGAAAGCUUGUUAUUGUUAUAAAAAAUAAUGCAUCGGAGCGAAUGUGAUUUGGUUUUGCCGUACAAUACAAAAAAAUUAACUUCUUUUGCUCGAAUAAUAGAAAGGGUCAUGUUUACGAGUGAUCUUGGACAUUAAAAAAAAAUAAAUCGCGUUCAAGUGAUAAUUAGGACAUGGUUAUUGGAAUGCCGUUAGCUGAAAUUAAGUUCUAUGGGACAGAUGUCUAUAUUUAUUGAUGAUCGUAAAAUAUCAAUACUUAGACAUAUUAUAGAAUAUUUGUUAAUAAUAAUGAUCUUUACUUACAAAAAAUGUACUUCAAAACUGUUAUUUUAAAUAAAUUAAAGCGUAGUAAUCGCUUUUAUUGCACGUUUUAACAAUGAAAUCAGAUCCAAUUUGACAAUUUAUAUUGUGUAAAUGCCAUAUUAUCUGGAGAACUGAAUAAAGAAGUAAUUAAUAUACAAUGUUAAUUACCAAGGCGCUGUAGUGUUGAAUCACGAAAUCACCUUGU